Messenger RNA from Eleginops maclovinus (Patagonian blennie), 3779 nucleotides. RefSeq names its product insulin-degrading enzyme (gene ide). The coding region runs from base 43 to 3090 and encodes 1015 amino acids. The record is from RefSeq and is a predicted model, not a curated record. Gene Ontology annotation, molecular function: metalloendopeptidase activity; metal ion binding. The transcript has 25 exons. Lineage: Eukaryota; Metazoa; Chordata; Actinopteri; Perciformes; Eleginopidae. Gene Ontology annotation, cellular component: mitochondrion; peroxisomal matrix; cytosol. Gene Ontology annotation, biological process: peptide catabolic process; hormone catabolic process; amyloid-beta metabolic process.
GGCGCAGUAAAAGCCAAGGUUUGUUUUUCACGGGUGUAAAGUAUGUUUAAGUGCAUUAACCGAACGGCCCAGUUUAACAGUUACAUCCACUCAGCAGGCAGCAGUUUCAUUAUCAAGCUCAAUUGUAGGCUGGUGUCAUCCUUGCCACUCAGAAUGACCGACCCGGCUGUGAACAGGGUGGUUAGUGAAAUCAUUCGCUCUCCGGAAGACAAACGGGUUUACAGGGGCUUGGAGUUUACCAAUGGCCUGAAGGCUAUGCUCAUCAGUGACCCAACCACAGACAAAUCCUCAGCUGCUUUGGAUGUCCAAAUAGGUUCAUUAUCAGACCCAUCAAACAUCUCAGGCCUGGCGCACUUCUGUGAGCACAUGCUGUUCCUGGGAACAAAGAAGUACCCGAAGGAAAAUGAGUACAGCCAGUUCCUCAGUGAGCAUGCAGGCAGCUCCAACGCCUUCACCAGCGGGGAGCACACCAACUACUACUUCGACGUGUCCCACGAGCACUUGGAGGGAGCACUAGAUAGGUUUUCCCAGUUCUUCCUGUGCCCUCUGUUUGAUGAAAGCUGUAAGGACCGGGAGGUGAACGCUGUGGACUCCGAGCACGAGAAGAACCUGAUGAAUGACGCCUGGAGGCUGUUCCAGCUGGAGAAGGCCACCGGCAACCCCGACCACCCCUUCAGUAAAUUUGGAACAGGUAACAAACUGACCCUGGAGACCCGGCCGUGCAAAGAAGGGAUCGACAUCCGUGAAGAGCUCCUGAAGUUUCACUCCACGUAUUACUCCUCCAACCUCAUGGGACUGUGCGUGUUGGGAAGAGAGUCAUUAGAUGAUUUGACCUCCAUGGUGGUUAAGCUGUUUGGAGAAGUGGAAAACAAGAAUGUACCUGUCCCAGAAUUCCCUGAACACCCCUUCCAGGAAGAACACCUAAGACAAUUCUACAGUGUGGUGCCGAUCAAAGACAUCAGGAACCUGUAUGUGACUUUCCCCAUCCCAGACCUGCAGAAGUACUACAAAUCCAAUCCAGGACAUUAUCUGGGACAUCUGAUUGGUCACGAAGGACCAGGGAGUCUGUUAUCCGAGCUCAAAUCUAAAGGCUGGGUGAACACACUUGUUGGAGGGCAGAAGGAAGGAGCCAAAGGAUUCAUGUUCUUCAUCAUCAACGUGGACCUGACUGAGGAGGGGCUCUUGCACGUUGAGGACAUCAUCUUCCACAUGUUCCAGUACAUCCAGAAGCUGCGGACUGAGGGCCCUCAGGCGUGGGUGUUCGAUGAGUGCAAGGAUUUAAACAAAGUGGCCUUCAGGUUCAAGGAUAAGGAGCGACCCCGCGGCUACACCUCCAAAGUAGCCGGUCUUGUACACUACUACCCUCUUGAGGAGAUCCUCGCAGCAGAGUACCUUUUGGAGGACUUCAGGCCAGAUCUGAUCGAGAUGGUUCUGGAUAAGCUGAGACCAGAACAUGUCAGAGUUGCAGUGGUGUCAAAGUCAUUUGAAGGGAAAACAGACAAGACAGAAGAGUGGUACGGCACGCAGUACAAACAGGAGGCCAUUUCUGCAGAGUCCCUUGAGAAAUGGGCAAGUGCAGAUCUCAACGGCAAGUUCAAAUUGCCGACGAAAAACGAGUUCAUCCCUACCAACUUCGAGAUCUACCCUCUGGAGAAAGACUCUCCCUCCGUCCCCACUUUAAUCAAGGACACCGCUAUGAGCAAGGUCUGGUUCAAGCAGGAUGAUAAGUUCUUCCUGCCCAAGGCCUGCCUGAACUUUGAGUUCUUCAGUCGUUACAUAUACGUAGACCCCCUGCACUGCAACAUGACCUACCUGUUGCUCAGGUUACUGAGGGAUGAUUUAAACGAGUAUUCAUAUGCAGCCCGUCUGGCGGGACUGGUGUAUGGCGUAGCCUCGGGGGUGAAUGCCAUCCUCCUGUCUGUGAAAGGCUACAGUGACAAACAGCACAUCCUGCUGAGGAAGAUCGUGGAGAAGAUGACCACCUUCGAGAUCGACGAGAAGCGCUUCGACAUCAUUAAGGAAGCGUACAUGAGGUCUUUGAAUAACUUCAGAGCAGAGCAGCCACACCAGCACGCCAUGUACUACCUCCGUCUGCUGAUGACCGAGGUGGCCUGGACCAAAGACGAGCUCAGGGAGGCCCUGGAUGAUGUGACGCUUCCACGCCUCAAGGCUUUCAUACCUCAGCUUUUGUCACGGUUACAUAUUGAAACCCUUCUCCAUGGCAACAUCACAAAGGAGUCUGCUCUCGGCAUGAUGCAGAUGCUGGAGGACACGCUCAUCGAGCACGCUCACACGAAGCCCCUCCUCCCCAGCCAGCUGAUUCGCUACAGAGAGCUGCAGGUUCCAGACGGCGGCUGGUACGUGUACCAGCAGAGGAACGAAGUGCACAACAACUGCGGCAUCGAGAUCUACUAUCAGACGGACAUGCAGAGCACCAACGACAACAUGCUGCUGGAGCUCUUCUGCCAGAUCAUCUCCGAGCCCUGUUUCAACACCCUGAGGACCAAAGAGCAGCUGGGCUACAUUGUGUUCAGUGGGCCCCGGCGGGCCAACGGAGUGCAGGGACUGCGUUUCAUCAUCCAGUCGGAGAAGGCCCCACACUACCUGGAGAGCCGGGUGGAGGCGUUCCUCUGCACCAUGGAGAAGGCUGUGGAGGAGAUGGCUGACGAAGCCUUCCAGAAGCACAUCCAGGCCCUCGCCAUCCGCCGCCUGGACAAACCCAAGAAGCUCUCUGCCGAGUGCGCCAAGUACUGGGGGGAGAUCAUCUCUCAGCAGUACAACUUCGACAGAGAUAACACCGAAGUGUCCUAUCUGAAGACGCUGACGAAAGAAAACGUAAUGCACUUCUACAGAGAGCGUCUGACAGUGGAUGCCCCGAAGAGACACAAGGUCUCCGUGCACGUCCUGUCCAGAGAGAUGGACUCCUGUCCCAUCGUGGGGGAGUUCCCCGCUCAGAACGAUGUCAACCUGUCCCCUGCCCCCUCCCUGCCUCAGCCCACCCUGGUGCAGGACAUGACGGAGUUCAAGAGGAGCCUCCCCCUCUUCCCGCUGGUCAAACCUCACAUCAACUUCAUGGCCGCCAAACUGUGAGGGGGUGGGGGGGGGGCGCAGCUCCACACGCAGGAAGACCAGCAUCUCACCGAGCCUGUGUGUGUGUGUUUGCGGGGCUGCGUGUGCGUGUGCGUGUCCGGCUGCAGUCAAUAGAGGAGAUGCUCUGAUCAGACGCGUUUUCAUUUGAAUCACCAUGUUAGCUCGUAGCUCAGGUAGCGUUUGCACACUGAGAAGCUACACACACACACACACACACACAGACACAGACACACACACACACACACACACAACUACAGGAAAUAGUAACAACCUAUCAAAAGGCCACACCCCUUUAAUGAAGAACCUGGAGGCGUUUAAUUUGGAUUGUUUUCAGACAUGCUGCUUUGACGAGGUGUUCGGGGUUGUAGAAGAUGAAGCGUAGCGCCGCGUCGUUUAUCUGUCCGUACGUGUCACCAGGAGAGGACUGUCAAAUAGAAGAUUUUAUCUGAAUGGUUUUCCUGAAGAAUGUGUUUAUGAUUUUUGAUUGUUUUUAAUCCCGGCGGGUUAUGAAAUGCUUGUAAAAUGUUGGGACCCUUUGAGGAGCGGUUAGCUGGUCACAUUUAUUUUAUUGCAUUUUACAGUAGGAUGUCAUUCAGAAACCUCAGGGGAACCUCUUUGCUGUUUUCUUUGUUUUUACAUUCAGUUUUACUAGUGAUUGAUUAAAAAUAAAAACACUUUUAUCCUUAAAA